Messenger RNA from Penicillium canariense, 3381 nucleotides. RefSeq names its product LEA domain protein. Bases 1 to 3381 code for a protein of 1126 amino acids. The transcript is spliced from 3 exons. NCBI's taxonomy places the organism in Eukaryota, Fungi, Ascomycota, Eurotiomycetes, Eurotiales, Aspergillaceae. The record is from RefSeq and is a predicted model, not a curated record.
AUGUCCGCCGUUGAAAAAGCACCUCCCAAGGUCGGCUCGAAGGCCGGCACCCCUGCCAAGCUGCGCAAAGGCUCCGGCUCGAGCGCUGCCUCCAAGCCCAGCGUCCCGGACAGCCCAAGCUCAAAGUCCGCGAAGAAGACACCUCGCAAACUCACCCCGAAGGCGCCCGAACCAAUUCGAGAUGAAGCGGACGAUGUUUCGGUUCCCGAAACCCCCUCGCCGAAAUCCAAGAAGAAGAUUCCAUCCUCCGAACAGCGCCGCCCUGCCUCUCCGCCCGAUGAUGCUGUCUCCCAGGCUUCAGGGUCUGCUGCCCCUCUGGGAGGAGCCGGCUCUGGGUUGACCAAGAAGGCCGAGGGCCUGGCUGGAAAGGCCCAGGAUGCCGCUUCAAAGGGAGCUGAGACUGUCACCAAUAACAUUCCACUCGACCUCUCUGCGCUGAAGGGUCUCGCCGUUGGUGAUGGCGGCCAGGUUUUGGGACAGGACGGCAACCCACUGGGCCAGGUUGUGGAGGGAGAUCCCGAAGACCUGGUUGGCCAGACUAUUGGAGAUGACGGCGAGAUUCUCGACGAGGAUGGCGAUCUCAUCGGUCGCGUGGAUGUUCUUCACGAUGUGACUGACCAAGCUAAAAACAUCCCCAACGGUGCUCAGUCGAAGCUUGAUGAGACCAAGAAUGUGGUCACCGACCUGGCCCAGCUGGAGGGCCUGCCCGUUUCUGAUGGCGGCGUGAUUAAGAACUCUGCUGGCCAGGUUGUUGGCAAGAUCGUCGAGGGUGAACCUGAGGAUCUCAUUGGGUACACUCUCAACGAAGAUGGCGAGAUUGUUGAUGAUGAUGGCGAUGCCAUUGGUCGCGUGGAGCUGCUUCCCAUCGAGGAGCAGGAGAAAAACGUCCAAGAAGGUGUCGGAGACGUCACUGAGAAGGCCGAUGCUGCCAAGGACGAAGCUGACGAUCAGUUCGAGGAUGCCCAAGAUAACCAGCCUCUUAACGAAGCAAAGGGCGCCGUGGAUAAUGUCGCGGGCCAGGCCGACGAUGCUGUUCAUAAGGCUGAGGAUGCCGCGGACGAUGUGGCGGACGAGGCAGGUGAUGCGGCUCCCGAUGUCGACGAGACAAAGGACAUCGCCGGGGAUGCCGUUGACGACGCUGCCGAACAGGCCGGCGAUGCCGUGCCUGACCAGGACGAGGUCAAGGAUACCGCCGAAGACGCCGUCGAGGAUGCGCAAGGCGCUGUCGACGACGCCGCCGAGGAUGCCCAGCAGCGCAUUCCCGAACUUGACACCCUGGAAGGCCUCACCUGCAACAAGCGUGGCUAUGUGAUUGACCAGGAAACCGGAAAGCCCGUCGGUGAGCUCAUCGAAGGUGACCCCAAGAAGGUGGCCAGACUCGGGGCUACCCUUGACGAUAAGGGGCAAUUCUGGGACAACCGCGGUAAUGUCAUCGGUAAGGUUAAGGCCCUCCCAAUCGAGGACGACAAGGACGAGGAAGGACCCUUCACCGGUCUCGAGGGCCUCGUUGUUGGCCAGGACGGCUGGAUCGUAGACGAGAACCAGACCCGUGUCGGCAAGCUGAUCGACGGCGACGCCAAGAAGCUGCUUGGUCGCGGUGUCGACGAGGACGGUGAAAUCCUCGAUCGCCAUGGUAGCGUCAUUGGCCGCGCCGAGCGCUAUAACGAGCCCGAGCGCGAGGAGGAGCCGGCCCCUGACGUCUCUGUCAUGAACGGUCUGCGUUGCAACAAGGCCGGCUACGUGAUCGGCCCAGAGGGCUUCCCCAUCGGCCGCGUGGUCGAGGGCAACCCCAAGGAGCUCGCCGGGAAGAAAAUCGAGGACGGCGAGAUCUACGAUGGCAAGAAGGUUGUCGGUCGCGUUGAACUUAUCCCCGAGGACGAGCUUGAGAGUAAGCCUGAGGGUCCAUUCGCCGGCAUGGAAGGCCUUGUUGUGAACAAGGACGGCUUCGUCGAAGAUGAGGAAGGUGCGAUUGUCGGAAAGUUGAUUGAAGGUGAGGCGAAGAAACUUCGCGGUCGCUGUGUCGAUGAGGAUGGCGAGAUUACCGACAAGUACGGCAAUGUCAAGGGUCGUGCUGAGCCCUAUGAGCCCCCAGAGGAGGAAGCCCCCGAAGAAAUCGAUCUCUCUAUCCUCGAGGGCAAGGUCGUCAACAAGAGCGGCAACGUCGUUGAUCCAGCCACCGGUGCUGUCUUCGGUCGCAUCGUCGAGGGCGAUAAGCGUCUUGCUGGCCGCAAGGUUAACGGCAAGGGCCAGAUCUGGGGCGACAAUGGCCAAGUCAUCGGUCGUGCCGAGCUGAUCCCGGGCGCCGAGCAGCAGAAGGCCGAGGGCCCAUUCUACGGCUUUGACAAUGCCGAAGUUGCCAAGGACGGUGUCGUCGUUGCUGGCGGCCGCAUCAUCGGACGUCUCAUUGAAGGCGACGCCAAGCGCCUAAUUGGCCGCAAGGUCGAUGAGGAUGGCGACGUUGUCGACAAGAACGGCAACACCAUCGGCAAGGCCGAACGCUGGGAGCCCGAGGAGAAGAAGCGCGACGUUAACCCUAUGGCUGGCCGCAAGGUCAACAAGGAGGGUGAGGUGCGUGAUGCUGAUGGCAACCUCAUCGGCAAGCUUACCUCUGGUAAUUUGGCUACUCUGGUUGGCAAAACUAUCGACGACAAUGGCUUCGUGGUCGACAACGAUGGCAACAAGCUUGGUGAAUGCACUCUUUUGGAGAACAUUCCCCAGGAAGAGCCUGAGGAGGAGGGACCUACUGCCGAAGAGCAGGAGGCUCAGGCCAAGGCCGAAAGCGACCGCCAACUGGCCGAGAAGAUGUGCCACAUCUUGCGCCAGACUCUGGACCAGGUCAAGCCCGUGUGCAAGCAGAUCACCGAUCGCCUGGAGAAAGCCGACCGCACCCCCAAGGACGAGCUCGACGAGGAGAAGCUCGUGAAGGAUGUCAAGCCUCUGAUCGAAGAGGGCGGCCGCAUCCUGCAGGAGUGCAACGGCUCCAUUCGCGCCCUCGACCCGGAUGGCCGCAUCGCCGCGACCGCCAAGGCGCGUGCCUCAACUCGCGAUGCCACUCCCGAGGAGUACCAGCUGGCCGAUAUGCUGAAGGAGCUGACCGAGACUGUAGUCAAGUGCAUUGACAACGGCAAGAAGCGCAUUGCCGACAUGCCUCACGCCAAGAAGAAGCUGAAACCCCCUCUGGGCUCUUCUUUCCGAGCCAUCAUUGCUGCCGUUGGUCUCCUGCUAAAUGGUGUGCUCAGCUUGGUUGGCCGUCUGCUCGAUGGUCUCGGCUUGGGUGGUCUCUUGAACGGCAUCCUUGGGGGCCUGGGACUCGAUAAGUUGAUCAACGGCCUCGGCUUAGGCGGGUUGACUGAUGCUUUGGGUCUGGGCGGCAAGAAAUAA